AAACUUGAAGUAACAAAAACAGAAAUUCAAGAAAUAAAUAAAUAAAUAACAUCCUCAAACUGAAAGCAAGUGCGCGGUGAGUUCAAUGAAUGAUCAAAACCGGUUUUGAAUUUUGAUCCAUCACCGUAUUCUCAAUGGCGGAAACCUCUGCACUGUGCUUCUCCACCUUCGGAUUCUCUUUUGCUUCACCCUUUUCUCCUUCCAAAACCUUCCCUUUCAAUUUCAACAACCCUUUCCCUUUCCCUCCUUCGCCUUCCACCCCUCACACGCGCCUCCUCCAUUUUUCCCCCAAAGCCACCUCCUUCGGCAACCUCUCCGGCGACGAUUCCUUCUCCUUUUUCCCUUGGUCCGAUUCCGGCUCCGAUAUUCAAUGGGUUCCUGAGGAGAGAAUUACGUUAUUCACUGCAGAUGGACUCGUUCAGAUUGGAGGCUCCAUGGUUCCUCGCCUUGUCAGCUCGUCGGAUAAGAAGCAAGGGAAAUCAAAAACCACCCAAAAAUUUCAACGGUUUCAGGAGAGUGAUUACAUGGAUCCCAAUCAAGGCCUUUGUCUCGGGGCACUCUUUGAUAUUGCAGCUACUAAUGGACUUGAUAUGGGCCGAAGACUUUGUAUUUUUGGUUUCUGCCGUUCCAUUGAGAUGCUUAGUGAUGUGGUUGAAGACACCGUUUUAGAGCACGGUGGGGAGGUUAUUGCCGCAGAGAAGGCCAGCAAAGGUGAUUUACAUGAAAAGCUAACCAUGACUGUUGCAGUGCCAUUAUUAUGGGGGGUUCCUCCAGUUUCCGAGACUCUUCACCUAGCUGUCAAAAGUGGUGGAGGGAUUGUAGAGAAGGUCUAUUGGCAAUGGGACUUUCUGUAAAUACAUGUUGUAGUUCUUCUAACCAUUCUUUCUGCACUCUGUACAUAAAAUUGUAUCUCUGUAUAUGUACACUAAAAUGUUGUCAUUGUACCUCUACUUGUACAAAAAAUUAUAUCCAUGAUAGUAUCCAAUUAUCCGUUCUUUGA
Messenger RNA from Cajanus cajan (pigeon pea), 1000 nucleotides. RefSeq names its product D-tagatose-1,6-bisphosphate aldolase subunit. The record is from RefSeq and is a predicted model, not a curated record. NCBI's taxonomy places the organism in Eukaryota, Viridiplantae, Streptophyta, Magnoliopsida, Fabales, Fabaceae.